UAGUGUUUCUGUGACUAGUGAAAGAAAUGUUAUUAAGAUCAAUUAUCCUGUUGACCCAAAAUCAUCUAAAUCAGGAACUGUGGAAACUAUUCAAACUCGCAAGGAAGAAGUAAGACAAGGUGAUGCAUGA
Messenger RNA from Acaulospora morrowiae, 130 nucleotides. The record is from the annotation of a GenBank genome assembly. NCBI's taxonomy places the organism in Eukaryota, Fungi, Glomeromycota, Glomeromycetes, Diversisporales, Acaulosporaceae.